Messenger RNA from Fraxinus pennsylvanica, 1050 nucleotides. The record is from the annotation of a GenBank genome assembly. NCBI's taxonomy places the organism in Eukaryota, Viridiplantae, Streptophyta, Magnoliopsida, Lamiales, Oleaceae.
AUGGCAGCAGAAAGCAGUGUAAAAGUGCCAAGAAUCAAGCUGGGCUCACAGGGACUGGAAGUGUCUGCGCAAGGACUUGGAUGCAUGAGCAUGUCAGCUUUCUACGGCACACCGAAGCCCGAGCCGGACAUGAUCAAGCUCAUUCACCAUGCCAUCAACUCUGGGGUUACCUUUCUUGACACCUCCGAUGUCUAUGGGCCGUACACCAACGAAAUACUUCUCGGAAAGGCAUUGAAGGAUGGCAUGAGGGAGAAAGUAGAGUUGGCCACAAAAUUUGGGAUUAAAUUUGAGGAUGGGCAGAUGGUCACACAUGGAGACCCUGCCUAUGUACGAGAGGCCUGUGAGGCCAGUUUGAAGCGGCUUGAUAUUGAUUGCAUUGAUCUUUAUUACCAACAUCGAAUUGAUACACGUGUGCCUAUUGAAGUCACGAUGGGAGAACUGAAGAAACUAGUGGAAGAAGGUAAGUUAAAAUAUAUAGGCCUAUCGGAAGCCUCAGCUUCAACUAUCAGAAGAGCACAUGUUGUUCAUCCAAUAACAGCCGUGCAGUUGGAGUGGUCUUUGUGGACAAGAGAUGUGGAGGAAGAUAUAAUUCCCACUUGCAGAGAACUUGGCAUUGGAAUAGUAGCAUACAGUCCUCUUGGACGGGGAUUCUUGUCCUCUGGUCCGAAAGUGGUCGAAACUUUCUCUGAAGGGGACUUUCGAAAGUUAGUACCAAGAAUGCAACAGGAGAAUUUGGAGCACAAUACGAGACUGUUUGAGAGGUUGAAGGAUAUGGCAAAUAAAAAGGGAUGCACCCCUUCACAGCUAGCUUUGGCUUGGGUACAUCAUCAAGGAAGUGAUGUAUGUCCAAUCCCCGGUACUACGAAAAUCGAGAAUUUCAAUGACAACAUAAGAGCAUUGUCUGUAAAACUGACGAAAGAAGACAUGUCUGCGCUUGAAUCUAUUGCUUCAGCCGGUGCUAUCAAGGGCGAUCGAUAUCCAUCUGAUUACAUGGAUACUUGGAAAAAUGCAGAUACUCCCCCUUUGUCAUCUUGGAAAGCAGCUCCAUGA